CCUGCCCUUGGUUUCGCUCAGUCCUGCCACUGCCACCUCUACCAUGCUGUCUCCCAGGACUGCUCUCCUCUUGACUCUGGUCGUGGCUGCUGGCUCCCUGGGUCUGAGGGCUCGGAGACCCCCCAAGCACCAGUCCCCCAUCAGCACCAUCCAGCCCAAGGCAGGCUUCGAUGCUCAGCAGUUUGCAGGGACUUGGUUCCUCGUAGCCGUGGCCUCUCCCUGCCGCUUCCUGCAGGAGCAGGGCCACCGGGCUGAGGCCACCACACUAAAGGUGGCUCCCCAGGGUGCAGACAUGGCUGUCAGCACCUUCCAAAAGCUGGAUGGCAUCUGCUGGCAGGUACAGCAGCUCUACGGACACACGCAGGUGCCUGGCCGCUUCCUGCUCCAAGCUCGAGGCGCGAGGAGGGAUGUGCACGUGGUUGUUGGGGAAACGGACUACCAGAGCUUCGCCGUCCUGUACCUGGAGCGGGCUCGGCGGCUGACAGUGAAGCUGUAUGCCCGCUCACUCCCUGUGAAUGACCUGGUCGUGAGUAAGUUUGAGCAGCGGGUCCUGGAGGCCAACAUGACGGAGGACCACACCUUGUACUUCCCCAAAUAUGGUUUCUGUGAGGCUGCAGACCAGUUCCACCGCCUGGACGAAGUCAGGAGGUGAGGCCCGAGCAGUCCCUGAUGCAGGCAGUGAAGACCCUGCACUGAGGCCGGC
Messenger RNA from Molossus molossus (Pallas's mastiff bat), 703 nucleotides. It is a transcript of the gene C8G, whose product is annotated as complement C8 gamma chain. The record is from RefSeq and is a predicted model, not a curated record. Gene Ontology annotation, biological process: complement activation. Gene Ontology annotation, cellular component: membrane attack complex. Bases 44 to 652 code for a protein of 202 amino acids. NCBI's taxonomy places the organism in Eukaryota, Metazoa, Chordata, Mammalia, Chiroptera, Molossidae. The transcript is spliced from 7 exons.